AUGGAGGGUAUAGAACACAAGACAGUGAUUGCCAAUGGACUCAACAUUCACAUAGCAGAAAAGGAUCAUGGCUACCGAGCUGUGGCACCAGACCUCCGUGGCUAUGGUGACACAACGGGUGCACCAGUGAAUGACCACACCAAGUUCACCAUCCACCAUCUGGUAGGCGACUUGAUUGGGCUUCUUGAUGCCAUAGCUAGCGAAGGUGAAAAGGCGUUUGUUGUGGGUCAUGAUUGGGGUGCAUUCAUUGCUUGGCAUUUGUGUAUGUUUAGACCUGAACGAGUCAAAGCCUUGGUGAACCUGAGUGUGCCGUUUCUUCCCAGAAACCCAAAAACAGAUCUGGUCGAGAUGUUGAGAGAUGCAUAUGGGGAGGAUCACUACAUGACCAGAUUUCAGGAACCCGGUGAAAUUGAAGCCGAGUUAGCUAAAUUGGGUGAUGCCCCAGUCACCUUGCCACCUUGGUUGUCUGAACAAGAUGUUGACUACUUUGCUACUCAACUCCAAAAGACAAGCUUUUCUGGUGGAAUCAACUACUAUCGUGCUUUCCACUUGCACUGGGAGCUCACUGCAGCAUGGCGGGGUGCAAAAGUGAUGGUGCCUUCUAAGUUCAUCAUUGGUGACCUGGACUUGGUAUAUCAUAUGCCUGGCAUCAGAGACUACAUACACAAUGGUGGGUUUCAGAAAGAUGUUCCUUUUCUCGAACAAGUUGUUGUUAUGGAAGGUGUCGCCCACUUCAUCAAUCAAGAGAAGCCCCAUGAGAUCAACCAGCUAAUAAUUGAAUUUCUGCAGAAAUUCUGA
Molecule: messenger RNA, 798 nt
Organism: Lactuca saligna
Lineage: Eukaryota; Viridiplantae; Streptophyta; Magnoliopsida; Asterales; Asteraceae
Source: the annotation of a GenBank genome assembly